AUGAGCCGCGCGGUAUCGCGCCUCAUUGAAGCAUGCAGUCGAUUGAGCAUCACCCAACGAGCUCAACUUCAUUAUUUGCGUCCACCUCCAGCUACAUCUAUUUUGCCUCCAGGACCCAUUCCAUCAUCUACUAUCAUUGAGAAAGGUUUCCCGGCAAAUGGCACAUAUCAUUUCCCUCAACCCACUGUUUCCAUUGAUCUGCCGGCUCUUGAAAAUCCACAGCAGGUGUACACCUUCCCCACAUUAAAUAGAUCGCCGAUGGUUGCUCCUGGUCCGAUUCUCACAGAAAUUUUAGAGAAACUCGCCCCAACUGUAGAAAAGGGCUCAUUGAUUGCUCCCGGAACUUUGGACAAAGCACCCAUGUGGUUGUCCCCACGUCUUCUCACAAUCCGACGCAAGAAAAUGAAGAAGCAUAAGAGACGAAGGCGAUAUGAUCGAGACUUUUUCAAAUACCAAAAAUAUCAUAGAGAGAAGAAACUGAAGUCAGAAAGAGAGUUCCAGAAGAGAAUGAAGUCUUUGCUAACGGAGUUAGAAGCAUUCGAUCCAGAGAAAUAUGUGAAAGACACCAUCAAAAUGGCUAAUAAGGAAUGGCAGGAUGAGUUGGCGCCGACUGGAAGAAAACUUUAUCCACAUUGGAGCAGAUUCAUGAGUUUGGAGCAAUUGUAUGGAUUACCAAAGAGCGAGUACAUUGACAAGAGAUCUGGACUCCCAACACCGGAAGAAGCCGAGCAAAUCAAGGCAUUGAAGGAGAAAUACGCAAAGUUGUACCGAAAAAAGUAG
Molecule: messenger RNA, 780 nt
Organism: Caenorhabditis briggsae
Lineage: Eukaryota; Metazoa; Nematoda; Chromadorea; Rhabditida; Rhabditidae
Exons: 4
Coding region: 1-780 (259 amino acids)
Biological process (GO): mRNA processing
Cellular component (GO): mitochondrion
Source: RefSeq, a predicted model, not a curated record